UAUCAUUGAGCUACCUUUUUGUCUGUAUAAGGGUCUGUGUUAGAUAAGUUCUGCGACGGUUGGUGUCGGUUCGUCUAUGCAAGGAUAGAUAUACUCGACGUGGAUCACAGGCGCACAGCAGCAACACCGGCUCGCUGCGCCUAUUUAUUCUAUCUUGCUGCUGCUUUGGCGCUUGACAUUGAUGUCGGUGAACUUUCAGCCUCGAGGGACAUCGCUAUCCUUAUCGCGGCUUCCUUAUCGCCCUUGGGCGCCAUGCUCGCUACGCACCUGCAACGUGAAGGUACCCCGGGUGGCCCCAACAGCAGAACCGCCAAGGAUUGACGUACGAGUGCAAGCUGUGCGGGGCAGCAGGGCAGGCGGAAGUGACGGCCGCAGUUUUGAACCCAACGGCGGAUGGACUAACGUCACUGUAGGGGACGAUGAUGGCUCCCUCAUCAACAAGUCUAUCAGCAAGGAACUCCUUCGGUGCAAGAGUGUGGCUGAGCUUGGCGACCUCUUCACAGCCAAUGAGGCUGAAUUGAAUCCCGUCAACGUUGCAACUGCCUGGAUGCAGCUGGGGAAGCUCCAUGGCAGCGGCGGCCAUGGACAGCAGGAUGCAUGUAACGCACUGGGGAAGCGCAUGAUGGGCAAAACGCUGGCCCUGGUGCACCAAAUGCAGCUCCGACAGCUGAGCUCCACACUCUGGGGCAUGACCAAGGCCAGCUUCGCCCUUGAUAAACAUCCCCUCGGAGCCUAUUUUUUAGAGGCUGCAGGGCAAGUGCUGUUGAGCCUUGUGAAUGAAAAUGAGAGCUGGCCCGAUGUGAAUAUAUCAAUGGUGUGGUACGCCCUGAGCAAAGUGUCGUACCAUUGGGACAAGAAACUUUUGGGCUCCAUUGCAAGGAAGUCGCUGGAGGAUGUGGACAGCUGGGAGGACCCUAAACUACUGGCGCAGAGCAUGGCAGGCAUGGGUUAUACUGCAGUUGCCCUAACUGCCAGCCAAAAAGGCAAACUGGUCGAGGCAGUCACGCGGAUCACGCAUAACGCCAGGGACACGCGGGAGUUUUGCAGAGCCCUGGAGUUCAUCUUGUCUGGUGCCUGUAACUUGAAGCUGCACCUCCCGUACAAAACUUUACGGCAACUUCACGACACCGCUCUUGGGAUGCCUGUUCCGUACGCCCUGGAGCUCCGACGAGUCAACUUCGCCAUAGUUCUCCGCCGUGCCUGCCAGCUGGGCUUUCAGCCAACCCCUGAGGAGACCGACCUGUGGUGCAAUCGGCUGUUGAACGACUUUGGCACUAACUGGACGUGCAAGGAGCUCACGUGGACCAUGUUGGCCCUCUCUUCCAUGCCAGGCUACAAACCGCCGCCUGAUGUGCUACAGCGCCUUCGCGCGCAGCUGCUGACAUUGCGCAACUUUAGUGAGGAG
Messenger RNA from Astrephomene gubernaculifera, 1405 nucleotides. Lineage: Eukaryota; Viridiplantae; Chlorophyta; Chlorophyceae; Chlamydomonadales; Astrephomenaceae. The record is from the annotation of a GenBank genome assembly.